AUGAUACGACAGGGUCUCAAGCUUCUACCAAGCUGGUCGCCAUGUCUGAGAGUCAACAUGUUCAGAACUAUCACCAGUGGGGAACACUUCCAUAUCGCAACGCAACCACAGACGCAGACAUCAAACACAACAAAUUCUAGAAAUAAACAGAUCCACGGAGAAAACCCACACAUGAAUGUCUCAGGAUCAGCUUAUGCGAAAAGAAAGAGAUUGAGCUCGUAUUCUGCUUGGCUCUCCAGAUACCCCAUGAUACUAGUGUUGGAAAAAGCUCCGGGGAUAGAAACAGAUUUGAAUUGGCAAAAGCUAAAGCAGAAACUAGAAGACCACAACGACGAGUAUAACCAGUCUCUGGGAACAGACUUAAACACAACAGAUCCAAAUUUGCGCUACAUACUGUACGAUCACUAUGUCUUCCCUCAUGCUGCAGAGAUGAAGAACGCGAUCUCCAAAGGUGAAAGUUCUCCUUCCCACACGUUCGAUUGGAUGGGUACUGAAAGGCAUGCGGUAAAGUAUGCUGUUGCUCUUACGUCCGAGGCUUUGCGUUCAGAGUUCGACGUUUUGGAGUUUUGGGACGGUCAGUCUGCAAAUUUCAGAAUUGAUGGAGUGUUACUAUCUCCCUUGCGCGACCCCGAAUUCUUCAAUCAGGCUCUCAAAUCUCAUCGGAAAGAGCCUCACGAGUUGGAAAACAUGAUCGAUAACUUCAAGACAUUAACUGAAAUCUCUUCCUCCACGAUAAGUACUGUGUUUUCCAAGCUGGCAUCAGAGGGAUUUGUCAAGGUGAAGCGAGGCCCCAAUGACUAUGUAUUCUUGCUUAAGGAUGCAUCAAAAUAG
Kuraishia capsulata CBS 1993 is the source of this 831-nucleotide messenger RNA. RefSeq lists its product as uncharacterized. The record is from RefSeq and is a predicted model, not a curated record. The transcript has a single exon. The coding region runs from base 1 to 831 and encodes 276 amino acids. NCBI's taxonomy places the organism in Eukaryota, Fungi, Ascomycota, Pichiomycetes, Pichiales, Pichiaceae.